AUGAGAAGUGGGAAUGGAGAAAGGAAGGUGAUAAGAUGGCGGAGUUGAAGUGGAUGAAGAGGGAAAGGGAUGAAGGCGAAAAAUAUGCGGAAGAGGAAGAGGAUCAGAAAAUAAAAGAAGAGCAGGAGCACGGUCCGGCUCAUAUGUCAAGGAUGGAGCCCGUGACUCACGGCGCCUACGGCGGUGGAAUGUACGGAACGGAGAAGGUUGAAGAAGAGAAGGUCGGCAAGAAGGUACCGGCGAGCGAGAGCCAGAGUGCGGAUGGACCGGAGGGGACACCCACCAAGCCGAAGCAUCGACCUCCACCUUCCUCCGGGGAUAGAGAUAUUGAUAUCACCGGUCAAUCCUACAUCCAAUGAACUCUCUUGAAUUUAAUCUUUACUUGUUAGUUUUUCCUUUUCUGUAAUUACAUGUUCUCCUUUUUUUUUUUUUCUGUUUUGAAGUUGGAUGUUAAGAUUUAUAUAUACAUAUGAUGUGAUGGUACUCCAGCAUCAGAUUUUAUACUUUUUUUUUCGUGAAGUAAAAUUAUAUUAUUUAGAUGGGUAUUCAAAU
Carica papaya (papaya) is the source of this 552-nucleotide messenger RNA. RefSeq names its product transcription activator-like protein. The record is from RefSeq and is a predicted model, not a curated record. NCBI's taxonomy places the organism in Eukaryota, Viridiplantae, Streptophyta, Magnoliopsida, Brassicales, Caricaceae.